AUCCGGAAGUUCGCCUCGAAGGUCGUCAACUCCAGCACGAUCCUCCUGCCCGCCUACAAGAAGCGGGUGGCCGACUUGAAGAUGCCGGAGCGUUUGAUUCCGCGAGACGUGUCCACCCGGUGGAACUCGACUUAUGACAUGUUGAACGUCGCCUUGCAGUACCAGAAGGUCGUCGAUUCGAUGUGUGCGGACAGAGACUUGGAGCUGCGCAAGUACGAGCUCAGUACGCGCGAGUGGACCAUUGCUCGCCAGCUGGCAGACGUCCUGAAGGAGGCCACACUCUUCUUCUGCCGUGGGAUGCCCAACCUCGCCACCGUCAUUCCGGCGAUGGAUCUCAUCGACCAGCGGCUGGCCACCAAGCACAAGCAGACGGCCAAAUACGAUUUCGCCAUCCGGACCGCCAUGGGCCUCGCGAAGCGGACGCUCAACAAAUACUACGAGCUCACGGACGCGUCUGAGGCGUACCGCAUUGCCAUGAGUACGUGCUGUUAA
This is a messenger RNA of Trametes versicolor FP-101664 SS1, 492 nucleotides long. RefSeq lists its product as uncharacterized. NCBI's taxonomy places the organism in Eukaryota, Fungi, Basidiomycota, Agaricomycetes, Polyporales, Polyporaceae. The transcript is spliced from 2 exons. The record is from RefSeq and is a predicted model, not a curated record. The annotation marks the transcript as partial.